GGGGCUGGACUUGGGGGAUCUCAGAGGUCUUUUCCGGCCUUGAUGAUUCUGUGAUCUCUCCUCGCAGUUCACAAUGGCUUUUCAAAGGUUUUUAUUGAAGUCCCUUCUUGAUUUGAAAGCUGUCAGGUUGGCCGGUGACAGUGCACCUCUUCAGCCCCGAGGCGCAGCUCUUCUCAAAUCAACUCCGUGGCUGCUGUGCGCGGCGCCCACAUUUCCUCACAAGGGAGAUGUUCGUCUCCCAAGUUCGACCAUUUCCAUCCAGCACCCAUGUGUGACUGUUUCAGACGGCAGAUACACCCUGCGUGACCUCCUCCCGGUGCCGUGAGGGCUGGCAGGGGGUUCCUGCUGCGCUCCGUGGUGGGCAGUCACCUCCCGGGGAGGAAGAGGCGUUUUCUGAGAUAAGCCCAAGUCGCAGCUGCUGACGCUUUAAAUUGUAUUAAAAAUAGAUAAGCGUCUUCAGUAUGCUCUCGGUGAAGAGCAGCGCUCAGCACGAGAUCCCGCUUAUCCUCCAGGUGAGGAGCUUGCGGUGCCAGGAAACACAAAGGCUGAGGCUGCUCGCGCCGCUGCCCGUGUAAGCUCAUUAUCCUCUACCUCCGUGGUCAGCGUCGGUCCUCUGUCAUGAGCCGUGCAGGGAGAUUAUGCCUCGCCAGCAUCUAAUUCAGGCCGUCCCCAAAACGUGUCACAAAUUGCUGCUCUCUCGGUAGGGAGCUGCCGUUGGAGGCAGCGAUGUGUCCCUGCCCUCAGAGCAAGCGCACAAGCAGAGUUUGGCGCUCCCCGGGGAGCCGCUGACUCCUGACCCCGGCCGCACACAGCCCCCAUCAGCAGUCAGCGUCGGACUUUUAUUUUUCUUUCUGCGCUUUCCAAGCUGAUUUCCUGAGAACUCGCGGGAUCCCCCCCGUGCCGGGCCUGCCCACGGCCCUGCAGGCCUGACUGGGCCCGGGCGUCCCAGCCCUGCGCGCCCCGUGUCGUGUGUGCCGGCCACGCUCCUACCAGACUCUGUUUGCCUUGGUUAAGAGAAUGCUUUGGAUUUCAUCGCUUUAGAAACUGGUGGCUGGGAAGAUUAUGAGAUUACAGGCCCCCGGUCCUGUAAACAUUUGCACAUACUUGACGUGAUUUCAGCUGUGUGUUUCUAAUGGUAUAAGUGAAAUGGCUGAUGUGAGUAAGGCCCUGCGCGUUUAAAUGCCUGCAGGGUUGGGGCCAGAGAUACCGGCCACGUACGAGAGGAAAUGACUUGACUUGGAUUAUCUGCACUUCCAUUUUCCUAUUUUAAUGAUCGUCCAUGCAAUACAAACACGGAGCAGACGGGGGGGGGAAAGAUCAGUUUGAUAAGACUGAGCAUUUCCUUGGCUCCGCACUUUGGGGUGGGACGUCAUGUAUUAGUUAGCUAACACUGCAGCUGCGUUCCCCAGCACAACACGACGACAAAACCUGCCAUUCUCGAUUCUGCUGGGGAGAGCCCUAUUCUUCUUCUUUUUUCAUUUUUUUCCUUCUGAAGGCAAAAGGGGGCAAAAAGUUUUCAGACGUUACAACCUCAGAAGAAAAAAGGAAAGCAGAAAGACGCCAGCCCCGUUUCCUCCCCGGUGCACGUUACCAUUAACGUUACAGUAGGGCUGUACACCUGCAACCGAGACAGCCAUGGAGAAGAGUGGGAACAUUCAGCUGGAGAUUCCUGACUUCAGUAACUCGGUCCUGAGCCACCUGAAUCAGCUGCGCAUGCAGGGUCGCCUGUGUGACAUCGUGGUCAACGUGCAGGGCCAAGCUUUCCGCGCUCACAAGGUGGUGCUGGCCGCCAGCUCGCCCUACUUCCGCGACCACAUGUCCUUGAACGAAAUGAGCACGGUUUCCAUCUCUGUCAUCAAGAACCCGUCUGUUUUUGAGCAGCUCCUUUCCUUUUGCUACACCGGUCGGAUAUGUCUGCAGCUGGCCGACAUCAUAAGUUACCUAACGGCCGCCAGUUUCUUGCAGAUGCAGCACAUCAUAGACAAAUGCACGCAGAUUCUCGAGGGAAUUCAUUUCAAAAUCAACGUGGCGGAGGUGGAAGCAGAAUUGAGCCAGACCAGGACAAAGCAUCAGGAGAGACCCCCGGAGUCUCACCGGGUGACGCCAAAUCUGAACCGUUCCCUGAGCCCCCGUCACAACACCCUGAAAGGGAGCCGCCUGGGCCAGGUUAGCACAGUGCUGGACAUUCGGGAGCUCAGCCCGCCACCGGAGUCCACCAGCCCCCAGAUAAUCGAGCAGAGCUCGGACGUGGAAAGCAGGGAACCCAUCCUGCGGAUUAACAGAGCGGGACAGUGGUAUGUCGAGACGGGAGUGGGAGACCGCGGGGGACGGAACGACGAUGACGUCCGGGUGCUGGGAGGAGUGCGCAUUAAAACAGAGAACCUGGAGGAGUGGCUGGGGGCAGAGAAUCAGCCGUCGGGAGAAGAUGGCAGCAGUGCUGAGGAGGUCACCGCUAUGGUCAUCGACACCACGGGCCAUGGAUCGAUGAGCCAAGAGACUUACGCGUUAGGGUCCUCCGGGGCUAAAGUGGUCAGGCCGACCAGCAGUGAGAUUGACAGAUUUAGCCCUUCUGGCAGCAUGGUUGCUGUGACUGAGCGGUACAGAUCAAAAAGCGAGUCUCCCGGGCGGAUGGAUGAGCCCAAGCAGCCCAGUUCCCAGGGGGAGGAAUCGGCCAUGAUCGGAGUGAGCGGUUACGUGGAGUAUCUCCGGGAGCAGGAAGUGUCAGAGCGCUGGUUCCGGUACAACCCACGCCUCACCUGUAUUUACUGUGCCAAAUCCUUCAACCAGAAGGGCAGCCUGGACCGGCACAUGCGUCUGCACAUGGGCAUCACGCCUUUUGUGUGCCGCAUGUGUGGGAAGAAGUACACCCGUAAGGAUCAGCUGGAGUAUCACAUCCGCAAGCACACGGGCAACAAGCCCUUUCAUUGCCACGUCUGCGGCAAGAGCUUCCCUUUCCAGGCCAUCCUCAACCAGCACUUUCGCAAGAACCACCCGGGCUGCGUGCCUCUGGAGGGGCCUCACAGCAUCUCCCCCGAGACCACCGUCACGUCCCGGGGGCAGGCGGAGGAGGAGUCCCCCCCGCAGGAGGAAGCCGUCGCCGUGGGGGAGACGGCCCAGGGAUCCGUGUCCACUACCGGGCCAGAUUGAAGCGCGGCUGCGGAGUCUGGGGAGAAAGGACAGUCUUCCCACUCGGGCUCUGGAGUCAGCACCAGCCUCUCAGGCUGGUACUGUAAUUAGUGCAAUGCCACCACCGGACAGAAAGAAGCUCCCAAGAUGUUGCCAAAACAGGAAAAUCUCUCUCUCUCUCUCUCUUUCUCUCACACACCCACAUACACACACACACACACCCACACGCACUUAGAGUGUUAAAAGUUUUUCCCCUUUAUUCCUCCUGGGGAAAAACGAGACAACUGUGUCAAUCAACUUCUUAUUCAGGGAUCGACAGGAUUUUCGAUUUUUGUAACGUUCGAUAGUGAUCCGGGACAAUACUCAUCGUUAUUUCUCAGCAGCGUCGUGGCCCAGCAGGCGAGCCAGGCUGCUCCUCGCCAUAGGCGCUGGCGAGGGGAGAGCAGGGCAAGGGGCAGUCGCCUUUCUCCCUUUCCCAGGUAGCUGCCACGUUCAAGAAAUCAGACUGUCCUGGUGGAACCUGCCUUGCCUGGCUGUAUUUAUCCCCGUCUUAUUUUUGGUGUGUCUCUUUUUACAUUUUUACUCCAACUAUUAUUUUAGGGCUUUUGGCUUGUGUGGCCUCAGGCCCCUUGUUAAGAGAGGGCACGGCUGUCAAGCAGCGUUCUAGAGGUCGGCAAAAUCGGAAGCGCUUAGGCUACUGAAAGUGAGAUCUAGCAGCUGUGAGGUUUGCGUUACUCUAACGUGCUGGAAGAAGGUUUGGAGGGGUCUUUUGGAGAGAGGGGUCCUUGGCUUGCGCUGAUCGGGACGGGGCAGGGCGCUCUGCCUUCCGAGCGGCGCGCUGCCGUGCUUUGGAUGCUGCCGAGCUUUAGGAAGAGGUUUGUGGACUGGCUGAACUGAGGAGUUAGAGGCUGGCUACCAAAGUCGUCCUUCAGCCCAGCUCCCCCCUCGACACGCACUUGAUGUUUUAUAACAGCAAUACGGUUUACUGAAAUACUAUAAUCCCAGCCAAGCAAUCAGGGGUGGUUGCUUUUAAACUCGUUUCUACAAACUAGUUUGAUAAGUUUUUUAUCGAUGAAAUGCAAAAAGAAAACCCUACUUUAUUUCCUCGUCAGGGUUCGGGAAACUUCACGGUCCCUAGAGCAAUCACAGCUCUGUCCCCUUGCACGGACUUCGAGUUCUAAGCAGCUCUGACGUUUAGAGCAAGUUUAGCAAACCCAGAGAGACAUGCCUGCGUUGUGUGCUGUAGGUCCUUGCACGUGCUUACGUGUUUCAUAAAUGGGAAAGCACGGGACAGGUAGAGAAGUGCAAAUAUCUCGACAUCUUUUGAAGAAGUCUUCUUUAGAAAAAAUAUGCAAUACUUUAAGAGUUUUCUUUGGUUCCGAUGCCGAACUGUUUGCGAUGGAGGGGGAAACGAGCGACAGGUUGCGCAGAUUGGGUUUGGAAGAGGACGUUUGUUUGAAGGGAUUCUCUUGAGGAUGUCUAAUGUGUAUAAUAAGGAAGGAUGAGGUUGUGAUCCUUAAGAUGAUGGGAGGAACAAUGAGACGCUGAAAAAGAAACAUUCCAUCCUGCUUUCACAAAGGAAGCCGGGCAAGUGGUUACAGCGAGGGCUUGGCAGGCGGCAGGCUUCCCAAGUGCAACUGCAGCUUGUCCUGUCGUCCCGCUGUCUGACUGCACCCUCGCGGGCACGGGAACGCCCCCCGGCCCCGCUGUCCCCAGCCUGCAGAUUGGGACUCGCCAUCCUUUUCCUACCUCCUUACAGGCGAGAAGCUGGGGAAGAGGGGAGUGCUCCUACCUCACUUCUGCUUUGCGCGGGUGAGGGCUCUCGCUGUUCCUCCCGCGUCUCUCAGAAGGCAGACGUGGCUCUCAUGAAUGUUUUUUUGCGUGCGGGGGGAAGGGAAGGGCUCGGUGUACAUCAACUGUAGCGGGGAUGUGCUCCUCAGAGGAGCCUCGGCCGCUGUUGCGAGCAGGGGGAGCCUGCAAAGUACGAGUUCACCGAGCAUUUCGGAUGGGAAAACCGAUAUCUCGCCUCCAUUUUCCUUCCUCUCCUUCUUCCUCUCUCGGCAAGUGCAUCACCGCAUGGGGAGUGACUCUGAGCAGCCAGCCCAGGGGCCAGCCCCAUUCGGUUUCCUAGCAAAGGUCGAGCGGUGCGGUUGCCUGAGAGCAGCGACAAAAGAUGAGAGAUAAGAGGGUGGCUGAGGCAGGUCGCGUUGCAAUCGAGGUGUGGGAGGAGCGGAGAUACGCAGAGUAUGCUGCUUUAGUCAUAGCUUUUGAAGUUACCAAAAAUCAUUAAGAAGAAAAGUUAAAAACUUUGAAAUCCUAUCCUGUUCACACUAGAGAGCGUCGAGAGUUACUUUAGUUGCUUCAAAGAUUUUUAAGUGUUUUAAAAUAGAACUUUUAAAAGAAUACUACCAAACUAUAAAAACAUAAGAUUAUUUAUAUACAUAUAUUAUAUAUAAAUAUAGAGGGAAAGUUUCCCUGCUAAGCUUGCUGUGAAGAGAAGGGUGAAGGUGCAGUAACUGCUAUACAAGCAACGUUGGUCUGAAACGGAUGGCAACCGAUCCAUCGGCGCGUAGCGAUGAAGGGCUGACAUGGGAUGGUGAAUGCCUUACUUGUAUGGCAUAGCUGUGAGUUUCUCGGGCAGGUUUUGGGUUUUUUUUUUUUUUUUACUGUAUUGAUACUGUGAAUGGAGGAGCAUCCAGCAGCCCAGGCUGGGAUCCCGCUGGGCUGAUCCGCUACUUCUGCUUGGCCUGGUGAAAACCACGACCUUGUUCCUUCAUAUUGUUCUAGGCUAGUCUGAAAACAAAGCUUGUGAAAGGUCUUUAUUUUUUUCCUCUGGGUUGCUUUUAUUUUGUUGUGUUUCUUUUUUUUUUUAUUAUUAUUAUUUUUUUUUUAGUGCAGAGGUUGCCACUGUAUAAACGAUCAUUUCUGAUUGCAUGCAAAAGAGCCAAUAUUCUUGCCCAGGCCUCACCGAGGUGAAGUUUAUAGCUUGUAGCUAGAGUCAGUAUAAGGUAUGGUAGUGGGAAUCAUUUUAAUAUUAUUUCUGUGCAUUUAAUGGAUGUGUAUAUGUACGUAUGUGUGGAAAUCACGGUGUCUCUGACGUUUUCUCGAGCAGUGCUGAAAGCAGUCGGGGCCCAUCUGCACCGGGAGCAGGAACCGGCUCGGGAGGAGAUGCUGAUCAAACUCCUUUGGGCAAUUGACUCCUUGGUGCAGACAGGGCUGCGACUGCAGAGUAGGGGCUUGGAGGUCGCGUGCAGCGUGGCAGAAGCUGGGCUGGGCAUCCCGGCGUGGUGAUGGCGUCCUUCACCUCCGCUGGCAAAGCGCCGCGCUCCUUGCGGUGCCACCGAGGGAGCAGAUGCCGGCUUUCCAAGUACGAAUGCUUGUGGGGCGGGUCGAGGCACGGCUCUGCGUUUCCACGUCUAGCUGCAGCUUUUUUUUCCCCCUUUGCCAAAACUGUGAUUUCAACUGUGAUUCAAGGAGGAUGUGAAGCGAGGUGUCGUUUUAAUACCUCUGUAACUUAACAUUUCUGUCUGCUUCAGAGUUAGGGCUCGCUAACCCGUUUGUUUGCUUUGCCUCAGGCCGCAGCGGGGACGUCCUCUAUUUCUGCAGGCUUCUGUGUCGGAGGGAGAACGCAUUUCUUAGCGCUUUGCUGUGGCAAAGAAACCUUCCUCGUGCCAAGUGGAACGCUUCUCUCCAGCGGCCUGCAGAAAGCCCCGGUGCCAAGUGACAGCAGAGCGAAGCGCUUGGACGUCCCCUGCUGCUGCCGGCUUCCCUGUGAAUAGCUGUGAAAAUAAUGAGAAUUGUGUUAAUACUGUGCUGCUGCUUCGGGAAUAGCCGGGAGCUUUCCUCUGGGGAGGAACGGCAGGGAGAGAGACAAGCGAAACGUCUUGCUGUUCUCCUGCAACAGGAGCUUGGGACAGCAAGCAGGGCUGCCUCGUUCCAGCAGCUGGCGAGGGAUGAGCGAGGAGGGCUCAUGAAAUGGGAAUUCGUCACAGCAGGGUGACAGCACGCUUAGAGCCACGGAAUGAGAGCCAGGGACACCAGGCUGCAAAGAGCCAAUGCUGGGGCAGGUCGGUGGGGCACUCCUCAGCGCUCAUCCUGCUUACCGUGCCCGGAACAUUUUGGGGAUGGGAGAAAUCAAGGGGCUUUGAUUCAGGAAAUGUCUCUUGUUGUCUCUGGGCUUGGGCUCCGAGUUCCCCCAGGAGCUGAGCCAUAACCACGGCCGCAGCCAUAAAUCUGGGGUCUUCCACGGAGCUGACACCGCUCUGAAAUUAUCUGAGGAGUCCUGCCAUCUCUUGCCGGCUGCCUCGGUAUUGUGGCUGAAAAGCUUUCUUCUGUGAAAUACAGGGAAAGCCAGAGGAUAUAGGAGAGGCUGAACUGCGGUGACUGGGGCUCUAGUUGGAGGAGAGGUGCCUGGAGAGGAAGGCCUGGCAGCAUCUUAUGUCCGAGCAUAGGAUGGAUUGGGUUAGCUUCACUGUGCAAAUGGUGAACGCUGCCGUCGCGGGGACGGAGGCUGCGAUGAAAGCAGGGCUGUUGUGCAUGCUGGUCCCAGACGGGCACUGGAGAGCUUCCCACUGAGCCUGAUGGUACCGGAGCUCGGCCUGCUGGGGAACUGUCGCGUGGUUGCUACCAUUUCUUUGCGUCAGAUCCGACCUUGGCUUUUUUAUAGGUUGAACUACAAGAUAUCCAACUGUAACCUUCACUGACCUGUUUGACUUUUUAUCCCUAGGGACUGUAGAAAAUUCAGGUUUCAUGUAACAUUAUCCUCAUCCCAACUGUGAACACAUUACUACUGCUUCUUAUAAUUUAUUACCUUUCCGUUCCUGAACGUCUGUGCGAUCCGGCUGUUUACCAGUGCCACCUUCCAGUGCUCCAUUAGUUUUCAUGCACAGGGAAUUGUUGCAAUGGAUAAGCUGACCAUGCUAGUUGGAAGAGGAGAAGCCUUUGCAGAGUGACUUUUGCUUCCUCUAGCUGUCAUUAGGGAAUGCACACACAUACUGUAUAUACAUAUAUAUGUAUACAUAUAUAAAGUGUUUCAAUAUAAGCUCAUUUAGCAUUAUUCUUAUUUAAUUUAUAUUUUAAUCCAGUUGUAAACCAAAGUAUUACAGCUUAUGAAAUGAUGUGUCUUGGAAACAGGAGGAACCGUUUCAGGUGGGAGUUCCGAAAGAUCUGUGUUGACAGAAAUACGGAUGCCAGUAAGGUGUAAGAGUCUGUUCUGGUGAAUCUUAGGGCUGUGAAACCUUGGGCAGGUUUCAGAUUUGCUGGAUGAGGUUCGAUUGAGGGGAGGCAGGGCGAGUUACCGUUCUAACGCUCUGGUUUUUUCUCACCCAGUCUGAGCUGGUGUUGGAGGAGCUGCUCCAGGAACAGCGCAGCUGGCAGAGAGGAGGCACUUCAGCUGCCUUGGCUGGAAGAAGCACGAGGCCAUGCCUGCUAGAACGCCUCCAGGACUUCCCUGCAGGGGAACUGAGGCGUGGGCUUCCCGCCCUCCCUCGCUGUUGCAGGAUUGGGAUGAGUUUUUGCUGGGACAGGCUGUCUCAGUGCUGGCAGCGGCUCUGCCUCCAUCUCCACCAGCUUGCUGUCCCUGGCUGCAGUGUAAGGGUCGGGGCUGGGAGGUUUGCACGGAGGUGGAGGAGAGCUGCAGCCGGGUGCUGUGCUGCAGGGCUGUGGCUCGCGUGUGCUGUCACAGCAAUUACAGCCCUGGAUGGUCUUCAGGGCCUCCGAACAGCCCUGAGGUACAGAGAAAUGGUUUUGCUGAACAGAAUCGAGGCUUAAAACUUGCCGUCUUCUUCAUGGCACUUAGCUGCUUUGCGGGAAACAAGUGUGUUCUGGCAAGCCCAGAAAUAAAAAGGGGGAAGGCAGCAAAUCAGAAUGCAGUCUGCCACAACUGGGAGCUAGAGAAAGGGCACACAGAGCUGCCAGUGUGUUUAGUGUCCAACGCCCUGCCGUGGCAGACAGGCGCUCGCUGCUGCCUGAUGUCCAGAGGUGCAUUUGUUUUUCAGUAACCUCUACGGAGGGGCACGUUCUGCUGUCACCAGUGGAAAGAGGGAACAGGGUCAGAGAGAAAAUCUUGCUCAUCGUUCCGUCCGGGGGGGUAAUUGCCUUUCCAAGGAACGUACGAAUUCUGCAGCCAGCUCCACCACGAAGUCUCCUGCAGGCUCGGCAGCGGCCGUGCCUCCUCUCAGAGCCUUUUUGUAGCAGGCCGCCCUGCGUCCUCGCGCCGAGCAGCCAUGAGCUGCCCGCCCGCUGCUGCUGAUUGAAUAGGUUCCCUUCAUGCUCUCCCGCAGGACUAGUGCGUGCUCGCAGCUCGGGGCGUACACGCAGUACCAUUUUUAGCUCCUGAGUUCAGAUCUGGCAAAUAUAAAAAGCCUGUAAGCUAAUCUAUGUCUGAUUGCAGGCACUGGGUGCUGGGGCUGAGCGCAGGAGCCGUGCUGUGCCGCGUUCCUUCUACGUGAACCCCGCAGCAAAGGGCAGGGAGCAGAGAAGACAGAACCAGGCACUUCUCCGAGGCGCGCGGGCAGGAGUUAAUACACAGGACGUGCAGGUUAGCUUCUCCACCCUGAGCACAGCCAAACGUUGAGCAGAGGCCGGGAGAUCUCCCUCCUUGGAGAUGCUCAAGCCCCGAGCCAGCUGCCUGAAGCUAGCCCUGCUAAUGGGGGAGCUGGGGGCCAAAGGGCUGUCCCUCAGCGAGCCGGGGCGUCUGUCCCACCCAGGGGUCCCUGUGCUGUGCUCCAUGAAGCGAGGGGCAGAGGCUCCGACCUGCCCCUGCGUUACCGUUGCUUUUUCCUUUGCCAAUGCACAGCGCCUUGUCUGCAGCAGUCUGCGGGCAGGCCGGCUGCUCGCCGUGCCCGAGUGCAGCAGCCUGUAGUUCCUUGGGCUAAGCCAAGCUACAUUUCUGUUAGACUUGUAUUUUAGUUUGAAGAAUUAUCGUGUAACAGCGGGCAGCUGUAACAGGCUGCCUGGUUCAUAUCAGUUAAGCUUUUGAAACGUAUUCAGGUAUCGUUUAAAUACUGCUGUGUAGCUCCUCGUUUAACCUGACAUACUCUGAGUUAAUCAUGUUUCUGCAGUUGUCUACGUCAGUUCCUUAAAACAAAUCCGUGUAGUAUUUUUUUGCAGGCUGUCAGUUACGUUAAGCCUCCAACUUUACGUAGGUUUUGUAAUGUACUUAACCCCCCUCGGUUUUACAGUUAAAUGUCUUCAUUAUUUUUAUUAUUAACUGAGUGAAGCUUAUUUAUUUAAACCUUCCCGUUAUGUUUGCGGUCAGACCCAGUACCAUUGGCCACGGCCCACGAAACUGUGAAACCCAUUAUAAAGUGAGAAUGAAGCUAGAUUGGUGAGUUACUCGUGGUUAUAAAACACAGUGAGUAGCAGCAUCAAAAUAGGAUUAAAUCGCUGGGGCUGGGGGAGGGAUGGUGAAACCACAGCUGGGAAACCUCUGCGGGAGCAUCACCUGGAGCUGUUCCUGCACCGGUUCCACACUUGGCCAAGUUCAGGAGCUGUCCUGAGACAGAGAGGUUUGUCUGGGGUCCACGUACUUGUCGGCGUGUUCAAGGCACUGGUUUGGUAGGGGUGCUCUGCGAUGCUAUUCCCUCAGUGCUUACACAUCUGAGGAAACUCUGGAUUACUGUGAAGCUUUUACUUAACGCUCCGUGGCGUGGAAGUUGGUAUGUGAACAACUGCUGGCUUAACAGAGGUGAGGGCUGAGGCAGCGGCUGUGACACUAACAAAAGGGGAUGGUGCAAUUCUCUGCAGGACAGCUCUGGAUUUGGCCCAGUGCGUGCAGUCGGCCCCGUGUCACCUCUGUGGCUGCUCCCUUCCCUUUGGGUGCUCCACUGGUUGCGCCCACGUGAAGGCCAAGGGGAAGAAGGCCUGAGUGUGCCCUAUGGCUGCCCAGGGACAGGAUUUCCAUCAGCACGGGCUGAGAGCAGAUUAUGUCUCUGAUGGAGAGUCAGGGAAUUACUUUGUACACGCACAGGCACUGGGCUCGAGAGUUUGAGGGCUUCCAGAGCCGGGGUGCUGCGGUGCCGGGAGCAGUGGAGCUGGAGCCAGGGUUGGGGGGUGCAGGGGCCAUCGGGCCCCUAGCAUAAGGCAAACGCCUCCCAGCUCCCCCAGUUUCGUGCCUGGGGAAAAAGCUGUGUUGGCACAGGGCAAGUGCCAGAGAGAUAUUUGAAAGUGCAAAGGAACGCUGUCGUUAAAUAAUGCGUGCUUCUUGUGUAGGCAGAACUGCUGAUGGUGAGGACAGGCCAAGGUGGUGGAAACACAGGGACUGUUCUGAAUCAGCUCUUGUGCAAGCUGGCUGAGGGAGAGAAUCCCACACAGCUCCACGCUCCUGCGGUAACUUACUCCUCCGCCGCCGUAACACGAGGUGAAGCCCUGCUGUUGCCCAAGGAGCUCUGCCCCUCCCUUCCCCCAGCGUCACCCCCCUCUUUCCUCUACAACACUGUGAAUGACACCAGUCACUCUUGUAACGCUCCCAUUCGGCUUGCUGAGAGCACCAAGUGCUGCCCUACGCUGUCACACGGCGACGCUGGGGGAGAUGGGGCUGAGCAGGGCCAGCCGUGCCCAGCUCCGUGCGGAGGCGUUGGCACACAGCUAAUGGCGGAAGCAGCUUUGUGUGGCAAUUCGCUAAUCACGCUUGAUUUCCUAACGAACUAAACUGACAAUCAAUUCUUAAAAUACAAGAGCCUCUUAGGAGGGAAUAGUGGAGGAUGUCUUCACCGGGAGGAUUUAACCGGGAUAACUUUACUAAAGAGCACGGGAGCUUUUCCGUUCUGGUUCUGAGCAGUCACUCCAGAAAGUGGGUUGCGUAAAGCAGUGGAGUUCCAGGACAGUAACUACCUCUCUCUCGCGGAGUGCUGAGGUUGCCACACUACACGCUAUCAGCAAAGCGCUCACUUCACAUUUGUUUUCCUUUCCUCCGUGCGGUAGCAGCGCCGGGCGGCUCUGGGAGCUGUAGGCACUGGGAUUGCCCUGUGAUGCCAGCAGCAAUCCGUGAGCCCCACGCUUGGUGGCACGGCGAGGCUCCCAGGGCUACGUGCCCUGCGCUGGGAGAGAGUGAGGGCGCGAGGGUGAGGGGGGACCCGGCUCCCUCCCACCCCCAAGGGAGCAGGCAGCAGCAAAAAGCAAUAAUCUUCAAUAACAAUAACACUUUUAUAUGUCGGUCAUUACUCAGCAGGUCUGCCUCCCCGGUUUUACGUCUUGUACAAACGUACAGGGAGCAGAUCCGGCAUGUGAAAAGGUGCCAUUUUUUUUUUUUUUUAAAAAAAAAAAAAACAACCAGAAUCCCUUUCCAAAC
Numida meleagris (helmeted guineafowl) is the source of this 12415-nucleotide messenger RNA. It is a transcript of the gene ZBTB37, whose product is annotated as zinc finger and BTB domain containing 37. Bases 1636 to 3147 code for a protein of 503 amino acids. The record is from RefSeq and is a predicted model, not a curated record. NCBI's taxonomy places the organism in Eukaryota, Metazoa, Chordata, Aves, Galliformes, Numididae. Gene Ontology annotation, molecular function: DNA-binding transcription factor activity, RNA polymerase II-specific; protein binding; RNA polymerase II cis-regulatory region sequence-specific DNA binding. The transcript is spliced from 4 exons. Gene Ontology annotation, biological process: regulation of transcription by RNA polymerase II.